Messenger RNA from Ctenopharyngodon idella (grass carp), 13619 nucleotides. Its product is annotated as dynein axonemal heavy chain 5-like. NCBI's taxonomy places the organism in Eukaryota, Metazoa, Chordata, Actinopteri, Cypriniformes, Xenocyprididae. The record is from RefSeq and is a predicted model, not a curated record. The transcript is spliced from 74 exons. Gene Ontology annotation, biological process: microtubule-based movement. Bases 38 to 13324 code for a protein of 4428 amino acids. Gene Ontology annotation, cellular component: dynein complex. Gene Ontology annotation, molecular function: dynein intermediate chain binding; dynein light intermediate chain binding; minus-end-directed microtubule motor activity.
CUGAUUGCAGGAUCUUACCGGGCAGUGUUUGUUUUUCAUGAGAAUCACGAACAAGGCCAUAACAACUACAAACAUAUCGCAGGAGGUGAAUUUUGAAAUGCUUGACUGCUCAGAGACAAGUCUCCUGCACAGUUUGGAGUUUCUUUUUACUCAAGUCAUGAACCAAGUCCUUAAGUCUCAAGAGGACUGGGGAGCUAUAAAAGAUGGCCAAAUGGGGCCCGAUGUGCAAGACUUCCUGACAGUUGUGGAUAAGUUCACCUGUAACGUCAGUUCAGGGAUGAGGAACAUGGAGGAAAAGUUUAAGCUUCAUAACAUCCCAUCAGCCCCUGAUCUCAGUCACAUACGGAAGCCUGAAGACUUUAGUAAUGCAGCUAAUAACUCUGAGCUGGUAGAGGGUCUAGAAACAGUGCUGUUACACUGGGCCAAGCAGAUAGAACAAGUGCUUACAGAGAGUGAACGCAUUAGGAAAGAAUCAGAUAAUAUUGGACCCUCAGCAGAGCUGGCACACUGGAAGCGCAGACUGAUCACCUUCAGCAGCCUCUUGGAUGAAAUCAAGGACCCUUAUGUGAAGAAGGUCCUUGGUAUAUUAAAUGCAGCCAAGUCCAAGGCAAUAAGUAAAUGGAGAGAACUGGAUGCAAAGAUUACAGUGGUGUCUAAUGAGGCUAAAGAUAAUGUGAAAUAUCUAACUACUCUGGACAAGUUCUUUGAACUUUUGGAAAAAAGCACUCCAACUACCAUGCUGAAACACAUUCCUAAACUGAUGAACAGCAUAUACAUGAUUCAGAGUGUGUCUCAAUAUUACAACACCUCAGAACACAUGACAUCGCUCUUUGUGAAGGUCACUAAUCAAAUGGUGACCACAAGCAAGGCUUAUCUCUGUCAAGGGGUGACGAAAGUCUGGGACUUGGACAGAAAGGAACUGCUCAGGAGGAUAAAAGAAUGUAUUCAGUUGAACCAAGAGUACCAGCAAUGCUUCCACCAAAUGAAAGAGAAAUUAAACCAGAACCCUCUUGAACAGCAAUUUGAAUUGAGUGAAAAUUACAUCUUCGGAAAGUUUGACACAUUUUGCAAACGUCUGGAGAAGAUAACAGACAUAGCCAUAACUCUUGAAGAUUUUUCAGGCCUGCAGUUUAUGAAAGUUGAAGGUGUUGAGAAAAUAUACAUGCGCUACCAAACGAUUGUGACCAGCAUCAAAUCCAAGACCUACAAUGUGCUUGACCAUCGCAAAUUGGACUUUGACAAUGACUACACUGAGUUCAGAAAUCAAAUCCAGGGCCUGUAUCAGUCUCUAGAUGCACUGAUUGACACUUGGCUUCAAAAACCAGUAACUACUGAGCAAGCCCUUGACCUGUUGUCCAAUUUUGAGAAUGGUGUGGGCAGACAAAUGGACCUCAACCAGAAGUAUAUGGUAGUUCUGCAACGGUACGAAUAUGACCUUGAGUUUGUACGCAAAUGCUACCAAAGAGAGAAGGACAAUCCAAAUUAUUUUCAUCUGACCCCUUUGGCAAAGAAAAUUGCAUGGUCACAACAUCUAUUUAAAAAAAUUGAGUUGCCAAUGCAAAUCCUAAAAGACAAAUUGCACAUUUUGCAGAUGCCAGACAGGAGGAAGAUUAUUCAAACGUACAACAGACUUGCUGCCGUGCUCCUGGAGUAUGAAAUGAUACAUCACAGAGCUUGGGCUGAAGGUGUAGAUCUUGGACUACAUGGUCUCAAAGCUUCACUGCUGAUCAGACACCCAAAUACUAAGGUGUUCUACGUGAAUCUUGACCCUCUGGUCCUGGAGGUAUUGCAGGAGGCAAAUCACAUGUAUCAGUGGGGUGCUGAUGUACCUGAUGUUAUCCGCAACAUGGCUACCAAACAACCUCAGCUGAAGGAGUAUCGUGAGAAAUUACAGGAGAUGCUGAGGAAAUUUACGACAACAGUCAGCAACAUACCCAGUGUGCUAAAGUCCCCGAUGAAGCCCUUUAUCUCAUCUGUGAAGACUGCCCUCUACCCUGGACUGACCAUUCUCUCAUGGACAUCCCUCAAUAUUGACUACUUCAUAGGCUGUGUGUACAAGGCACUGCAAAAUCUGGAACAAGUAGCGAAGGUUGCUAUGGAUAUUCUGCAUUGUCGAGUUAAUAGGGCCUUAACAUCCAUGUCUUUCACUUAUCUGCUGACACUGCCCAAUUACGAGCCAGUUACACUUGAGACAUUCCUCGCCGAUGCAGAGACCACCGUCAGCACUGAGAGAGAAGUGCUGAAGAUUGCAAGCCAGCAGGUGGAGGGCGAUGUUUUGGCGAUAGUUGAGGAACUGAAUAGACUGCUGAAACCUUCAGAAAGAGUCAACUUGGAGAACUACCAAUGUCUGCAUCCUGAUGCCAAGCAGAGGACACGUUGUCUACAAUGUCUGCCAUGCGCUUUCUACAUCAUGAUCGGACAUUUUUGUCAGAAGAACACAGAUGCUCUGGUCAAAGCUACCCAACGCUCUCUGGAUGCUCUGCGACGUCGGCUUGCUGUGAGAUCCACCCGUCGGUUACCUCUUUUAAGGGCUUCAGUUGAGCUGACCUUUCCCAACAUCGUUGUCAGACCAAGUUUAGAGCAAAUACAGGGCAUUCUCAAUAAAGUAGUGAACACGGUGCUUUCAAUGGCAAAGGAUAUUCCACUCUGGAAAUUUUACUAUAUCCAAGAAGAACAAUGGCAGGCAGAGCAGCAAGCAGCGCGGGAGAAUGGAGACGAUGCUCUGGUGACUAAACCACUCAUGCUGAGGUCUCUGGACAGACAGGUGAUAGAACACAAGGAUGUGAACAAGGCUCUGGCCCAGCUUGUCCCUGUGGUGUCCUCCCUCAGAGUAGAUGCUGGGGAUGUCCUUAAAAGGUUGUCUCAAUUUUCAGCUCUGUGGACCCAGGACGUAGCAGAACAGGUGAAAGCAUUUUUGGAGACCAACCCAUCUUUGGCAGAAUUCAGUGCCCAACUGUCUCAGUACUCUGAAUUUGAGACCCAGAUUGAAAAGCUACCUUCCACAUAUACUGUGAGCCCCAUCCUCUAUGAAACUGACUCCCUCAAAGUGUCCCUCAUUGAAGAGUGUCGCACCUGGAAAUGCGCAUUCGGGGCGGCUCUAAACCAGAAGGCCUCUGCGAGCAUGACCGAGAUUAGCUCUUUUGUGGAUGGGAAGAGGAGGCAGCUGCAAAGGCCCAUCUCUGACCUGGAUGAUGUGAGGGAAACUAUGGCUGCCCUGAAGGAGGUACACGAAGCGGAGAUAAAGAUAGACACACUCAUAGGUCCGGUGGAGGAGUCGUUUGCCCUGCUGAAUCGCUAUAAGCUGUACUACAGUGAUGGAAAUGCGGAAAAGAUUGAUGGGGUGGUGUACGCUUGGAAGGAACUUAAUGUGAUGGUGAAAGAAACGAAUGAUAAGCUCUUGGAAAUUCAGCCUCACAUGAAGGCUGAGCUUGUAGCUGGAGUUGAGAUCUAUCAGAAAUCUGUGCAAGAUUUCUAUGCUGACUAUGACAACAGUGGUCCUGGGGUAGCAGGUUUGGCUCCACGUGAAGCCAGUGACAGGUUGCAAGUUUAUCAGGCCAAGUUUGACGAACUGUGGAGGAAAUAUGUCACCUUUUCCAGUGGCGAAGAACUGUUUGGCCUCCCUGUUAGAGAAUAUCCUGAUCUUCACAGAAUCAAACGAGAGCUCAACCUUUUGUCCAAGCUGUACAGCCUCUACAAUUCUGUCAUUGACAGCGUUACUGGAUAUUACGACAUCUUAUGGACCGACCUCGAUAUAGAAAAGAUAAAUAGCGAACUGCUGGACUUUCAGAAUAGGAUCCGUAAGCUACCCACGGCCCUGAAAGAGUGGCAAGCUUUUAAUGACCUGAAAAAAACCAUUGAUGACUUCAAUGAAACUUGUCCUCUGCUCUACAUGAUGGCAAAUAAGGCAAUGAUGCCCCGACAUUGGCAGCGCUUGACUGAUAUUACCGGCCACAAGUUUGAAGUGGAAGCUGUGAAUUUUAGCCUUCGAAAUGUCAUGGAAGCACCACUGCUAAAGGCCAAAGAAGAUAUUGAGGAUGUGUGUAUCAGCGCAGUCAAGGAGCGAGACAUUGAGGCCAAACUCAAAGAUGUUGUGACAGAAUGGAGCAAACAUCAGUUCAUGUUUGCAUCAUUCAGGAAUCGCGGAGAGCUGCUGCUAAAGGGAUCAGACACUUCAGAGAAGGUGGCGUUAAUGGAGGACAGUCUUAUGGUGCUUGGGUCUUUAAUGAGCAAUAGAUAUAAUGCUCCGUUUAAGCCCUCCAUCCAGGAGUGGGUGCAGAAGUUGUCAAACAGUUCAGAGGUGAUUGAGAAGUGGAUGACAGUCCAGAACCUGUGGCUGUACCUGGAGGCUGUGUUUGUGGGUGGAGACAUUGCCAAACAACUGCCACAGGAGGCUAAACGCUUCCAAAUCAUCGAUAAAGCAUGGCAGAAGAUAAUGCAGCGAGCACACGAGAUUCCUGGUGUGGUUCAGUGCUGUGUUGGGGACGAGACACUGCAACAGCUGCUGCCACACCUUUUGGAACAGCUGGAAAUGUGUCAGAAAUCUCUGAGUGGAUACCUGGAAAAGAAACGCCUCGUCUUCCCUCGGUUCUUUUUCGUCUCUGACCCUGUGUUGCUGGAGAUACUGGGUCAGGCAUCUGACUCACAUACCAUACAGGCUCACCUGUUGAACCUAUUUGAUAAUGUGAACAGAGUUGUGUUUCAUGAGAAAAACUAUGACCAGAUACUUAGUUUUCAGUCACAGGAAGGGGAAACAGUGGAUCUGAGUAAACCAAUCAAUGCCCAGGGUAAUGUAGAAGCCUGGCUGGGUCUCUUACUGGAAGGAGUCAAGGAGACCAUUCACAACAUUAUACGACAGGCCCACAUGGCUAUUGGUGACCAGGGCUUUAAACUGGUGGAGUUCCAGUCGAUGUUCCCUGCUCAGGUUGGACUGCUUGGCAUACAGUUCAUCUGGACCAGAGAUGCUGAGGAGGCUCUCCGCCAUAGCAAGUCUGAUAAGAAGAUAAUGCAGACUACUAACCAGAAAUUCCUGGAUCUUUUGAACGAACUGAUUGAUAUGACUACUCAUGAUCUGACCAAGAUGGACAGAACCAAAUAUGAGACGCUUAUCACCAUACAUGUUCACCAGAAGGACAUUUUUGAUGACCUGGUACGAAUGAACAUCCGGUCACCUUUAGAUUUUGAAUGGCAGAAACAGUCCCGCUUCUACUUCAUAGAAGACACCGACAGAUGCAUUAUCCAAAUCACGGACGUGGAGUUUGAUUACUGUAAUGAGUAUCUGGGCUGCACUGAUCGUCUGGUCAUUACACCUCUCACCGACAGAUGUUAUAUCACAUUGGCCCAGGCUUUAGGAAUGAGUAUGGGAGGGGCCCCUGCAGGCCCUGCUGGCACAGGAAAAACUGAAACCACCAAAGACAUGGGCCGCUGCCUAGGAAAAUAUGUGGUUGUCUUUAAUUGCUCCGACCAGAUGGACUUCCGCGGACUGGGCCGCAUCUAUAAAGGAUUAGCCCAGUCUGGUGCGUGGGGCUGUUUUGAUGAGUUCAACCGCAUUGAGCUGCCUGUGCUCUCAGUAGCUGCUCAACAAAUCUACAUCGUCCUGCAGUGCAAAAAGAACAAAAAACUUCAGUUCAUAUUCACAGAUGGAGAUGUGGUGGAUAUGGAUAAAGAGUUUGGCAUCUUUCUUACUAUGAACCCAGGUUAUGCUGGUCGUCAGGAGCUGCCUGAGAAUUUGAAAAUUCAGUUCCGCACAGUGGCCAUGAUGGUGCCUGACCGAGCCAUCAUCAUGAGAGUUAAACUUGCCAGUGCAGGUUUUCGUGAAAAUCAAGUCCUCAGCCGCAAGUUUUACACCCUGUACAAACUGUGUGAGGAACAGCUGUCUAAGCAGGUCCAUUAUGACUUUGGCUUGAGGAACAUCUUGUCUGUUUUAAGAACUCUGGGUGCUGUGAAGCGAUCCAACCCAAAUGAGCCAGAGAAGACGGUGGUCAUGAGAGUUCUGCGUGACAUGAACCUCUCCAAACUGGUGGAUGAAGAUGAGCCCCUAUUCAUGAGUCUGAUAAAUGACUUGUUUCCGGGCAUCAUGCUGGAUAAAGCCGGUUAUCCUGAUCUGGAAAGUGCUAUCACUAAACAAGCUGAAGAAGCCGGACUGAUUGCACACCCACCCUGGAUUCUCAAACUUGUGCAACUAUAUGAGACUCAGAGAGUGAGACAUGGUAUGAUGACCCUUGGCCCCAGUGGAACAGGAAAGACCACAUGUAUCCACACUCUAAUGAAAGCCAUGACAGAUUGUGGAAGUCCACACAAAGAAAUGAGGAUGAAUCCCAAGGCCAUCACUGCCUCCCAGAUGUUUGGCACAUUGGAUGUGGCAACAAAUGACUGGACAGAUGGUAUCUUCUCCACACUGUGGAGAAAAACUUUAAAGGCCAAGAAGGGAGAACACAUAUGGAUUGUUCUUGAUGGUCCAGUCGAUGCCAUCUGGAUCGAAAAUCUCAACUCCGUCUUAGACGACAACAAAACCCUCACCCUGGCAAAUGGAGACCGAAUACCAAUGGCUCCCAACUGCAAGGUGGUAUUUGAGCCACACAACAUCGACAAUGCAUCGCCUGCCACUGUGUCCCGCAACGGAAUGGUCUUCAUGAGCUCCUCUGUUCUAGACUGGAAACCCAUACUGCAGGCCUGGCUGCAAAAGAUCCCAGUAAUACAGUCUGAAGUGCUACUGGCUUCCUUCAACUCUAUCUAUCAGGAUUUGAUGAAUUUUGUCUCCACUGCGGUUUCCCCCAAAAUGCAGCUGCUUGAAUGCAUGUACAUCAAGCAGACCAUUGAUUUAUUACAGGGCCUGUUACCAGAGGUUGAAGAGAAGCAUCUAACAGAGGCUCACAUCAACCGUCUCUUCAUAUUUGCUGUGAUGUGGUCUGUUGGUGCUUUGCUGGAAUUGGAUGAUCGAGCCAAGAUGGAGGUGUUCCUUAAAAAGCAUAAUGCCAGGCUGGAUCUGCCCCGCACAGAGGGAGACCAGACCAUCUUUGAGUUUGUGGUCAGUGCGACUGGAGAGUGGGAUCUCUGGUCUACAAGGGUGCCAGAGUAUCACUACCCCAAAGACACAGUUCCUGAUUAUGCCUCCAUUCUCGUACCUAAUGUCGACAAUAUACGGACAGACUUUCUCAUGCAAACCAUUAUGAAGCAAGACAAAGCUGUUCUGCUCAUCGGUGAACAGGGAACAGCCAAGACAGUCAUGAUCAAGGGCUACACCGGCAAGUAUGACCCAGAAACACAUUUGAGCAAAAGCCUAAACUUCUCCUCGGCCACCCUGCCUGGCAUGUUUCAGCAGACCAUUGAAAGCUACAUAGACAAACGCUUGGGCACAACCUACGGACCUCCCGGAGGGAAGAAGAUGACCGUCUUCAUUGACGACAUCAACAUGCCAGUUAUCAAUGAAUGGGGUGAUCAGAUCACUAACGAAAUUGUUCGUCAGCUGAUGGUGCAAGGAGGUUUCUACAGCCUGGAACGGCCUGGGGAAUUCACCAGCAUAGUCGACUUGCAGCUGGUGGCUGCCAUGAUCCACCCUGGAGGUGGCCGCAAUGAUAUCCCCCAGCGACUAAAACGCCAGUUCUGUGUGUUUAACUGCACUCUCCCAUCCAACUCCUCUAUAGAUAAAAUCUUCCACACACUGGCCAGUGGUUAUUUUUGCUCAGAAAGAGGCUUCCCGGAAGAGGUGUGCUCUCUGGCUGCCGCCUUGGUCCCCACCACCAGGAGAGUGUGGCAAGCGGUCAAAGCUAAGAUGCUGCCUUCCCCCGCUAAGUUUCACUACAUUUUUAACCUGCGUGAUCUGAGCAGGAUAUGGCAGGGCAUUCUCACUGUGGGAUCAGAAGUGUGUAAGACACCUCAACUGCUAGCUUCUCUUUUCCGCCAUGAGUGCUCACGUGUCAUCGCUGACCGCUUCAUUGAUCAGAAGGACAGAGAGAUUUUCGAUGGCAUUUUGGAGAGGAUCUCUGUACAGGAUCAUGGUCCUGGUCUUUUGGAGCAGGGGCCAUGGGAAGAGUACUUUGUGGACUUCCUGCGGGACGCUCCAGAGAUGACAGGAGAUGAACCUGAAGAUGCAGAGGUUGAGACACCAAAGGUCUAUGAGCCCAUUCCUUCUUUCAAGGCCCUAUCAGAGCGCCUGUCUGUGUUUCAACAACAGUAUAAUGAAACUGUUAGAGGAGCAGCCAUGGAUCUGGUCUUCUUUCAGGAUGCCAUGAUCCAUUUGAUGAAAAUCUCGCGGAUAAUACGGACAGCUCGUGGUAAUGCUCUACUGGUUGGAGUCGGUGGUUCUGGGAAACAGAGUCUCACCCGACUUUCAUCCUUCAUUGCUGGAUACCAGAGCUUUCAAAUCACAAUGACAAGAACAUACAAUGUGAGUAAUCUAAUUGAGGACCUGAAAGCCCUGUACAGAAUUGCAGGUUUGGAAGGGAAGGGCGUGACCUUCAUCUUCACAGACAAUGACAUCAAGGAUGAAGCUUUUCUGGAGUACAUGAACAACGUUCUGGCAUCUGGAGAAGUCUCAAACCUGUUUCCUCGAGAUGAGGUAGAUGAGAUCACCCAAAGUCUUAUUCCCGUCAUGAAGAAGGAUCUCCCACGUUGCCCACCCACCAUCGACAACCUCUACAACUACUUCCUGUCCAGGGUGCGCAGUAACCUCCAUGUGGCUCUUUGCUUCUCACCAGUUGGCGAGAAACUGCGUUCCCGUGCCCUGAAAUUCCCUGGCCUCAUCUCAGGCUGCACUGUUGACUGGUUCCAGCGGUGGCCACGCGAUGCUUUAGUAGCCGUGGCUCAGCACUUUCUCGCUAACUAUUCACUGCGUUGUUCAGACGAGGUGAAGAAGAGCGUGGUAGAAACAAUGGGAAUGUUCCAAGACAUGGUGGCUGAGAUCUGCACAGAGUACUUCCAGCGCUUCAGGCGUCAAACCUAUGUGACUCCCAAAUCCUACUUGGCAUUCAUUAAGGGAUACCAGAUGAUUUACUCAGAAAAAAUUGAAUAUGUUGGGAUGCUUGCAGAGCGAAUGAACACAGGUCUCGAGCGCCUCAUGGAGGCCGAGCAGUCUGUUAAUGAGCUUCGUGUGGAGCUGAAAGAGAAGGAGAAGGUAUUGGAGGUGGCUAAACAGAAAGCAGGUGAAGUUCUGCUGGAGGUCACCACCAAGGCACAAGCUGCUGAAAAGGUGAAGUCUCAGGUACAGAAGGUGAAAGAUAAGGCCCAGGCAAUUGUGGAUGAGAUAGCAGAGGAAAAAAAGGUGGCCGAGUCCAAACUUGAGGCGGCCAAACCAGCAUUAGCGGCAGCUGAGGGUGCGCUAAAGACCAUAAAGCCUGCUGACAUUGCGGCAGUGCGUAAACUGGGAAAGCCUCCACAUCUGAUCAUGCGGAUCAUGGACUGUGUACUGCUGCUGUUCCAACGACGGGUGGAUGCGGUCACCAUGGACCCCGAGAGACCCUGUGUGAAACCUACUUGGAGUGAAGCUCUUAAAUUAAUGAACAAUACUGGAUUCCUCAGCAUGCUGCUGAACUUUAACAAGGAUACUAUUACAGAGGAGAUGGUUGAACUGCUUACUCCAUAUAUCUCAAUGGAAGACUAUAACCUAGAAACAGCUAAGAGGACCUGUGGUAGUGUAGCAGGGCUCUGUUCCUGGACUGAAGCAAUGGUGGAGUUCUUUGGCAUCAAUAAGGAAGUUCUGCCCCUAAAGGCUAACUUAAAGCUUCAAGAGGCUCGUUUAGCUGUGGCACAGGAUGAACUAGCAAAGGCUCAGGAACAACUGGACUCAAAGCAGAAAGAGGUGGACGAGGCUCAGGCAAUGUAUGACGCCGCCAUGAAGGAGAAGCAAGACCUGCUGGAUGAUGCUGAGGCAUGCAAGAAGAAAAUGUCCAAUGCCGUGGCUCUUAUAGAUGGACUUGGUGGAGAAAAGAUUCGCUGGACAGAGAGCAGUGCUCAGUUCGAGAAGCAAAUCAAAGAUAUGGUGGGGGAUGUGUUACUGGCCACUGGAUUUCUGUCCUACUCUGGGCCAUUCAACCAGGAGUAUCGCAGCCUUCUCAUGCAACAGUGGAAGAAAGAGAUGAAUAUCCGCCACAUCCCUUACAGUGAGAACCUGAAUUUGAUCAAUAUGCUGGUGGAUAAUGCCACUAUAGGAGAAUGGAACCUGCAGGGUCUCCCCAAUGAUGACCUGUCCAUUCAGAACGGCAUCAUCGUAACAAAGGCUUCUCGUUAUCCUCUGCUCAUUGACCCACAGGGCCAAGGCAAGAUCUGGAUCAAGAACCGUGAAAACAAUAAUAACCUACAGGUGACAUCUCUAAACCACAAAUAUUUCCGAACUCACCUGGAAGACUGCCUUUCCCAGGGCAAACCUUUGCUCAUAGAGGAUGUUGGGGAAGAGCUUGAUCCAGUGCUGGAUAACGUUCUGGAGAAGAACUUCAUAAAGACUGGAAAAAAUGCUAAAGUUAAAGUCGGGGACAAAGAGGUGGAUGUAAUGACGUCAUUUACUCUGUACAUUACAACGAAACUAGCCAACCCCGCAUACAGUCCAGAGAUCAACGCUAAAACAGCAGUGGUGGAUUUUACUGUCACUAUGAAGGGUUUGGAAGACCAAUUACUUGGCAGAGUCAUUCUCAUAGAGAAAAAGGAAAUGGAGGCUGAACGUGUGAAGCUCUUGGAGGAAGUGACAUCAAACAAGAGGAAGAUGCAGGAGUUGGAGAGCAAUCUUCUGUAUAAGUUAACCAGCAUUCAGGGCUCUCUAGUGGAGGAUGAUUCUCUUAUCGAGGUGCUCAAAGUCACCAAGACUACAGCACAGGAGGUGAGUCAAAAGCUAACAGUUGCUGCAGAGACAGAAAUGAACAUCAACAAUACUCGAGAGGAGUACCGUCCAGUGGCCACCAGAGGGAGUAUCCUCUAUUUCCUGAUUGUGGAGAUGAGUCUGGUCAACGUGAUGUACCAGACCUCACUCCGCCAGUUCUUGGGCAUCUUUGACAUGUCGAUGGACAAGUCGCCAAAGUCACCGAUUACAGCUAAAAGGCUAGACAACAUCAUGGAGUACCUCACUUUCGAAGUGUUUCGCUACACCGCUCGAGGACUCUAUGAAGAUCACAAGUUUCUUUUUACACUGCUUCUGACUUUAAAAAUAGAUCUCCAGGCUAAAAACAUUUCCCACAGCGAGUUUCAGACCUUCAUCAAAGGCGGAGCAUCUCUGGACCUAAACUCUGUUGAGCCUAAGCCAAAGCGCUGGAUCCUGGACACCACAUGGCUAAACCUGGUGCAGCUGUCCACCCUGCCCCACUUCAGUGCUCUCCUAACCCAGGUGGCCCGCAAUGACCGCGCCUGGAAGAGCUGGUUUGAUGAAGCCACUCCAGAGGAGACUCCUCUUCCUGAUGGUUAUGAGAGCCAACUGGAUGCAUUCCGCAAACUGCUGCUGAUACGAAGCUGGUGUCCUGACCGUACCAUUGCACAGGCACGUAAAUACAUCGCCGAAUCAAUGGGGGUGAAGUAUGCAGAGGGAGUGAUUCUGGAUAUGGAGUCCAUGUGUUCAGAAGGUGAGAAGAGGAUACCUCUAGUCUGCUUCCUGUCUAUGGGUUCUGAUCCCACAGAGAACAUAGAGAGACUCGCCAGGUCGAAGGGUGUUCCUUGCCGGCCGAUCUCCAUGGGACAGGGACAAGAAGUGCAUGCAAGAAGGCUUCUGGCCCAGAGCAUGUCUGAUGGGGGCUGGUUACUUCUGCAGAACUGCCAUCUAGGAUUGGAUUUCCUGGAUGAAGGUCUAGAUACAGUCACCACAGCAGAGAACAUCCAGGACAGUUUCAGGUUGUGGGUGACUACAGAGGUGCACCCCAAGUUCCCCAUUAACUUCCUGCAGUCUUCAAUUAAAUUCACCAAUGAGCCUCCGCAAGGGGUGAAGGCCGGACUCAAGCGGACAUACAAUAGUGUGACUCAAGAACAGCUGGACGUCACCAACAUGCCUCAGUGGAGACCUCUGUUCUAUGCUGUGGCCUUCCUCCACACCACAGUCCAGGAGAGACGCAAAUUUGGUCCACUCGGCUGGAAUAUUCCCUACGAGUUCAACCAGGCUGAUUUCACAUCCAGUGUCCAGUUUGUGCAGAACCACCUGGAUGAUAUCGACGUCAAGAGAGGAGUGAACUGGAAUUGCCUGCGGUAUAUGCUGGGAGAGGUGCAGUAUGGUGGGCGUGUCACAGAUGACAUGGACAAACGCCUGCUCAAUACUUUCGCCCGUAUCUGGUUUGGUGAGAGCAUGUUUGGAGACAAAUUUUGCUUCUAUAAGGGAUAUACUAUACCACAGGCCAGGAUGCUACAGGAUUACCAUGCGCAUAUCGAUACUCUGCCAUUGGUUGAUACACCUGAGGUAUUUGGCCUCCACCCCAAUGCUGACAUCACUUUCCAGACCAACAUGGCUAAUGAAACCCUGAGUACCAUCCUUAACAUCCAGCCUAAAGACAGCAGCAGCGGGGAGGGUGAGACCAGGGAGGAGUCUGUCCAAAAAAUGGCCAAUGAGAUGCUAGAAAAACUUCCUGCUGACUAUGUGCCACACGAGGUUAGGAGUAGUCUACAAAAAAUGGGUGCAUUCCAGCCCAUGACUAUAUUCCUUCGUCAAGAGCUUGACAGAAUGCAGCGCGUCAUUGGUCGUGUGCGCAGUACCCUCACCGACCUUAAACUUGCUAUUGAUGGGACUAUAAUAAUGUCAGAGGAUCUUCGUGAUGCUCUGGACAGCAUGUAUGAUGCUCGUGUUCCAAAGACCUGGCAAAAGAUCUCUUGGGAUUCUGCGUCUCUGGGUUUCUGGUUCACUGAACUCCUUGAGAGGAACCAGCAGUUCCACAACUGGACGUUUAAUGGUCGACCUAAUCAGUUUUGGCUCACAGGGUUUUUCAAUCCACAGGGGUUCUUAACAGCAAUGCGUCAAGAGACCACUCGAAUAAAUCUGUCUAAAGGCUGGGCCCUAGACACCGUUGUCCUACUCAACGACGUCACUCGCAUGAUGAAGGAAGAUGUCACAGGCCCCCCUCCAGGAGAGGUGGGCGGUGUCUACAUCUACGGCCUCUAUCUGGAUGGUGCUGGGUGGGACAAGCGAAAUGCAAAACUGACAGAAUCAUCACCGAAGGUUCUCUUCACACCUUUGCCAGUUGCGCAUGUGUAUGCGGUGAGCAGCACCACAGAAACCAAGAAGCAGCCUAUGAAUCUGUACUCCUGCCCAGUGUACAAGAAACCAAGACGGACUGAUCUGACGUACAUCUUUUCACUGUUGCUCCGGAGCAGCCAGAACCCGGACCAUUGGACACUAAGGGGAGUCGCUUUGCUUUGUGACUGUAAAUAAACCCAUAAUUUGCUGUUUUGACACAUUAAGCAAGUUAGAAAAGAAAAAUAUAAAAGCAGGAUAUUUGCUUAUUUUUUAUCUGUUCUUUUAACUCCAAGUCUCUUGUUUAGUUUGUGGAGUUCGUGAGAAUUUAUUCUAAAUUUAGAAUGACUAUUCUUGUCAUUUGCCAUUCUGUUUUAGAGUGUUGAAGUAGGACUCGCACUUGAAUUUCUCAUUGAGAUGGGAGGGAUUUUAUUGUGAAAUGUUUUUUUCCUCCUUGUUUGAAAGCAGCAAUAAAAAAAAAAGUUGAAAUAUA